UAUUCUUGGGCAUUGAGUUUCCGGGCUUCUUUGAACUAUGCCCAAAGUAGUGUCCAGAUCCGUAGUCUGCUCCGACACCCGGGACAGGGAGGAAUAUGACGAUGGCGAGAAGCCCCUCCACGUCUACUACUGUUUGUGCGGCCAGAUGGUCCUGGUGCUGGACUGUCAGUUAGAGAAGUUACCCAUGAGGCCCCGGGAUCGAUCUCGUGUGAUUGAUGCUGCCAAACAUGCCCAUAAGUUUUGUAAUACAGAAGAUGAGGAAACUGUGUACCUCCGGAGGCCUGAAGGCAUUGAACGACAGUACCGGAAGAAGUGUGCAAAGUGUGGACUACCACUCUUCUACCAGUCCCAGCCCAAGAACGCUCCCGUCACCUUCAUUGUGGAUGGAGCAGUGGUCAAGUUUGGCCAGGGUUUUGGGAAAACGAAUAUAUACACUCAGAAACAAGAGCCUCCCAAGAAGGUGAUGAUGACCAAACGGACUAAAGACAUGGGGAAGUUCAGCUCUGUCACUGUGUCUACUAUUGAUGAAGAGGAAGAGGAGAUUGAGGCUAGGGAAGUUGCUGACUCCUAUGCACAGAAUGCCAAAGUGAUUGAGAAGCAGCUGGAACGCAAAGGCAUGAGCAAGAGGCGGCUGCAAGAGCUGGCUGAACUGGAAGCUAAGAAAGCUAAGAUGAAGGGGACCUUGAUUGACAACCAGUUCAAGUGACCAGGGACUUUCUCCAAGCUCAGACUGAAGACAGGCACUUAGGGCAGGAGGAAAAAGCGCUUUUUCUUGACGACAUGGACUGGUUCCUACUUUUCAUGCCCCAGCCGAAGGCUUCACUGUGCUUUCUGUUGUUUCUUCUCCAGUCCGUGAGGUCUUCAGCUGAGUCCAUUUGACCUGCUUGCAGCUAGAGAGGGUGGGUGAGAGUACAAUUCCAGGAGAUGGCUUUUUCUAAAUCUUUCUGUAUAUAGGUUUUCUGUACUGUUUUAUGGAAAGCAUGGUGGUAUAGUGGUUAAGUGCUACGGCUGCUAACCAAAAGGUCGGCAGUUCGAAUCCACCAGGCGCUCCUUGGAAACUCUGUGGGGCAGCUCUCUGUCCUAUAGGGUCACUAUGAUUCGGAAUCAACUCGAGGGCAGUGGGCUGGGUACUGUUUUGUCUACUGCGCAUUUGAUUUAAACUUCAACCAUGUAAAAACUAUAUGUUUGAAUGCUUUAGUUUCUAAAGUGGCUGAUUUUAUUCCUUCUUAAAAAUUAAUAAAGUAAUGAUUUUUGAAAAGAACACUCUGGCAUAUCAGAGAAAAGCAGCAUGCAUUAUAUUUAAAGUUAUAGCAAGUCAUCCUUUUAAGUGACUUUGUAUCUCUUUGUUGUUAGUAUGGCAAACACUGGCUAUGGUUAAUUGAAUAUUUCCGCAAUCAGGAAAUCCAGGAACAUCCAGAUUCCAUAAAAAUCCGGAAUCUGCAUAAAACUUUCUUUACUUCAAACUGUAAAGCUGUAGGUAAACCAGCCCCUGUCAUACCUUAGGAAAACCAGAUUGGAGGAGAUUGGGAGUAGGAUAGCUCAGCUCUGAAUGAAAAUAGGGUCUCAAUAAGCAACCCAAGGGAGCUGCCUUCCUGUCACACAACUAAGAGUGCUGCUUCCAUAUGUGGGUACGGGGGAGGGCGAUAUUACAGAUUACAAAAUGAGACUGAGAUAAGCAAAGGAUCUGUCGGGAGUCUUUUAUUUCGCAUUUGCUAUUCAUGGAGAAGUGUUGUAUAUAUAAAUAUUUUAUGUCGCUCUGCAUCAGUGAUAUCAAUAUGUAGUUUAUAUUCAUGUUUUCAUCUGUCCACCUGUAUUACAGGGUGUUGGGACAGGAAGAGUGAUUUAACCUCCUUGGAUUAUGUACAGUGGUUUGCAUGUAGUACGUGCCCAAUGCAUGUUUGUAAGGUGCUGCUGGGAAACAGUACAGCAUUUUUAUGAUUUCCUUAUUUGAAAGGAAAAGUGGUUAGAGUAGGGGUAGGUGUAAGGUAGCGAGAACUGGGAAAAAGGAGGGUGGGGGUCCUGGAAAGGCCCAGGGUGGGACUGUGUCACCACCUUCUCACUUAUCCUCCUGCAUUCAAUGAGGUCUUUGCACCUGAAGGUUCCUCUUCACCUCGUUUCCUGUCAUUCUGACAGAUAAUUGACCAUUAUGUGGAUGACCAACCAUUGUCGAUGUUGUUAGGUGCCAUUAUGGAUUGAAUUGUGUCCCCCCAAAAUGUGUGUCAGCUUGGCCAGGCCAUUAUUCUUGUAUUAUGUGGUUGUCCUCCAUUUUAUGAUCUGGUGCAAUUAUCCUAUGUGUUAUAAAUCCUAGCCUCUAUGCCUGUGGUUGUGAUCCGACUUGGGAGUGAGCUGUCUGUUAUAUUAAUGAGGCAGGAUUAGAGGCAGUUCGGUUAAUGAGGCAGGACACAAUAUACAGGAUUAUGUUGUAUUUUGAGUCAAUCUUUUUUGAGAUAUAAAAGAGAGAUGUGAUCACAGAGGAGAGGGACCUCAUGCCACCAAGAAAGAAGUGGUGGGAGUGGAGCAAAUCCUUUGGACCCAGGGUCCCUGUACUGGGAAGUUCCUAGACCAGGGGAAGACUGAUGACAAGGACCUUCCCCCAGAGCUGACAGAGAGAGAAAGGAUUUCCCAGGAGCUGGUGCCCUGAAUUAGGACUUCUAGCCUCCUUGAUGGUAAGAGAAUAAAUUUCUGUUUGUGAAAGUCAUCCACUUGUGGUAUUUCUACUAUAGCAGCACUAGAUGACUAAGACAGGUGCCUUCGAGUUGGUUCCAACUCAGAGCGACCCUAUGUGCAACAGAACGAAACACUGCCUGGUCCUGCACCAUCCUCACAAUCACUGCUGUGUUUGAGCCCAUUGUUCCAGCCACUGUGUCAAUCCACUCAUCUGUCAGUUUGUCGUACUGUGAUGGCUUGUGUGUUUCGGUGAUGCUGGAAGCUAUGCCACCAGUAUCUCAAAUACCAGCAGAAUCACCCAUGGUGGACAGGUUUCAGCAGAGCUUCCAGACUAAGACAGACUAGGAAGGAGGACCUGGCGAUCUACUUCCAAAAAAAAUUGGCCAGUGAAAACCUUAUGACCAGCUAUUAACCUCCUCACAAUUCCUUAACCUCAGCUCCAGUGACCUUUACCAUCACUCUGCUUUAGCCCAAAACUCCUGUAACCACAGCCUAGAUCUCGUCUACAUUACCUCUGAAAUCCAAUAUUCUGUUCCCUGACCGCAACCUUCUAUCUUUGCUUCUCUUGUACUCUCACUUCCACUAGACCUUUUCUGUUGUUUUUUAUUUUCAAGAGUGGCUAUUUCACUGGUAGUGAUAAAAAAUAGUCGUAGCAAUAACAUCAGUAAUAAUCCUGGCUGCUUUUUAAUGAGAACUUACUAUGUGUUAAGUGCUGGACAAAGUACAGGGAUUAUCUUAAUCUAAACAAUGUGAUAGUCCUAUGAAAUAGGUUUAACUGUUUUCAUUCUCACUUUGUAAAUGUGGACUCUAAGGCCUAGAGCUUAAGCUUCCUAAGAUCCCAUAGCCAGUAAGUGAUAAAGCCAAAAAUCUGACUAUAGAACCUGAGCUCAUAACCACUGUACUGAACUGCCUCUUUGUGUGGGAUUUUAAAAAUAUGUAUUACUGAGAACAGAUCACAGUUUUGAUUUGAGAAACCAAGUAAAAUGCAAUAUAAAGACACUUGCAUAGAGGUUACCUUUGUACAUAUUUUCUGAAAUAUUUGUCCUUAGAUACUAAUCCUGAACUAUUUCAACUUCUGGCUUAGAUUAUGCAUUUUGCUUCAUCUACAGAACUGCAAAAUAUGAUGUCAUUAGCACCAAACAAGCAUGUGUGCUCUUCAUUCUGUUUUCUUCAUAUUGAAAUAGUUAUUAAAAUAACAUGAUAGUUUCUGUCAAUGUAUUGUUUUAUUGUUAGUAUAAAGAGCUGUAUUGAAAUUUUGGAGUCUUAUUAUUUUUCUUUUGUUUGUACAAAUUAUCAACUGUGAUAAAAUAUUAAAAUGUUGUAAAAUGUUCCCACUGUAAUAAAGUUACACUUCAAAUGUCAUCAGUCUUUGUUUAAGAGAAAUCGA
This is a messenger RNA of Loxodonta africana (African savanna elephant), 4054 nucleotides long. RefSeq names its product STING1 ER exit protein 1 (gene STEEP1). Gene Ontology annotation, biological process: endoplasmic reticulum membrane organization; endoplasmic reticulum to Golgi vesicle-mediated transport. The coding region runs from base 38 to 706 and encodes 222 amino acids. The transcript has 7 exons. NCBI's taxonomy places the organism in Eukaryota, Metazoa, Chordata, Mammalia, Proboscidea, Elephantidae. The record is from RefSeq and is a predicted model, not a curated record.